GGCGGGCGCCGGACCCCCAGGCGGAACGACAGGUCUCAGGCCCCCAGGCGGGGCGGCGGGCACCGAGUCACCAGGCACAACCGCGGGCUCCGAGUCAACUGGGAUGACCGCUGGCACUGGGUCAGACAUUGGAUCGUCUGGCUGGACAGCGGGCAUCGGGUCACCAGGCAUCAGGUCAUUUGGCUCGACAGCGGGCACCGCGUCAUCUGGCAAGGCAGUGGGCUCCGAGUCAACUGGUAUGAUCGCGGGCACUGGGUCAGACAUUGGAUCGUCUGGCUGGACAGCGGGCACUGGGUCACCAGGCAUAAGGUCAUUUGGCUCGACAGCGGGCACCGCGUCAUCUGGCAAGGCAGUGGGCUCCGAGUCAACAGGCACGACAGUGAGCACCGGGUCAUCAGGUACCGGAUUGUCUGGCUCGACAGCGGGCAUCGGGUCACCAGGCAUCAGGUCAUUUGGCUCGACAGCGGGCACCGGAUCAGGUACCGGAUCAUCUGGAUCAACAGCGGGCAUCGAGUCAACUGGCCUAAUAGGAUCGUCAGGCUGGAUCAGUUCAUCAUGCUGGGUAGAGGCAUCAGGCUGAAUGCCGGCGUCCGGCUGAGUAGAGGCUUCAGGCCGAGUAGAGGCUUCAGGCCGAGUAGAGGCUUCAGGCCGAGUAGAGGCUUCAGGCCGAGUAGAGGCUUCAGGCCGAGUAGAGGCUUCAGGCCGAGUAGUAGGCAU
This is a messenger RNA of Staurois parvus, 717 nucleotides long. The record is from the annotation of a GenBank genome assembly. Lineage: Eukaryota; Metazoa; Chordata; Amphibia; Anura; Ranidae.